This is a messenger RNA of Microdochium trichocladiopsis, 1733 nucleotides long. Its product is annotated as concanavalin A-like lectin/glucanase domain-containing protein. Gene Ontology annotation, cellular component: fungal-type cell wall. Bases 263 to 1399 code for a protein of 378 amino acids. Lineage: Eukaryota; Fungi; Ascomycota; Sordariomycetes; Xylariales; Microdochiaceae. Gene Ontology annotation, molecular function: glycosyltransferase activity; hydrolase activity, hydrolyzing O-glycosyl compounds. The transcript is spliced from 2 exons. The record is from RefSeq and is a predicted model, not a curated record. Gene Ontology annotation, biological process: fungal-type cell wall organization; carbohydrate metabolic process.
GGGAGAUCCUUCUCUCUUUGAUCUCUUGCUCUCUCCAUCUCCAUAUCCUUCUUCAAACAUCCUUGUUUCACAUCGCCUGUACCUCUCGCUCAGACAGGCUCCUUCCUUCUUGCUGCCAUUCUCCACCACUCGCUCAGCCUCGCAGCUUCCUCUUGCUCUCCGUACCAGGCCCUCUCUUAAUAUCUCCUAGCCGACUCAAAGAGGUGCCCAUUGCCAAUACUCUCUGCUGUACAUCUUUCCACCACCACAUUCAAAAGUCAACAUGCUCUCCAAGUACAUCUCCAGUGCGGCCGUCCUGGCCCUGGCCCAGCUCGCUGCUGCCCAGACUCACACUGACUGCAACCCCAUGGAGAAGACCUGCAAGAACGACCCCGCGCUCGGCACCACCAUCGACGCUGACUUCACCCAGGGCCAGAGCCCCUACUUCUACGAGUUUGCCGGCACCACCAUCAACUACACCAAGGACGGCGCCCUCUUCACCAUCAAGAAGGAGACCGAUGCCCCCACUGUCGGCAGCCACAAGUACAUCUUCUUUGGCAAGAUCGACGUGACCAUCCGUGCCGCCCCGGGCAACGGUGUCGUCACCUCGUUCGUCCUCCAGUCGGACAACCUCGACGAGAUCGACUGGGAGUGGCUCGGCGGUGAUGUCAAGCAGGUCCAGACCAACUACUUCGGCAAGGGCGACACCACCACCUACGACCGUGGUGCCUACCACCCGGUCGCGAACCCUCAGCUCGAGGACCACACCUACACCAUCGACUGGACCAAGGACUACGUCAAGUGGUACAUUGACGGUGCGCUUGUCCGCACCCUCCUGUACAAGGAUGCCCAGGGUGGUACUCGCUUCCCCCAGACCCCCAUGCAGAUCAAGCUUGGAAGCUGGGUUGCUGGCCGCAAGGACGCCCCCGAGGGUACUGUCCAGUGGGCUGGUGGUUACACCGACUUCAGCCAGGGCCCCUUCGUCGCCUACUACAAGGACAUCAAGAUCACCGACUACAGCAACGGCGUCAAGGGUGCCAAGGAGUACGUCUGGGCCCCUGCCCCCAACAACGGCGCCUACACCGACAUCACUGUCAGCACCAGCGGUGGUUCCGGCUCCGCUGAGGAGGGUGGUUCCGUCGCCGCCAGCUCCACUGCCUCUUCUGCUGCCGCUACCAAGACCUCGACCCUGAUCACCAGCACCAAGUCUGCUUCUGCCACCAAGACGUCGAGCUCCGCGACUGCCACUGGCACCUCUUCUGACCAGCCCACCACCACUGGCAACGCCAACGCCAUUGUCUCUGCCACUCCCAGCGGCGCUGCUACCCCCAGCACGUCGCCUGUCCCUGGCGCUGCCUUCAAGAACUCGUUCAGCCCCAUUGCCCUGGGUGCUGCUCUUGUCGCUGCCAUUGUUUUCUAAGUUAUACCCAGAGACAGACCUGAGCGUGUUCGUUCUAGCGUUUGGCUUUUGUUCUUCAGCAUUGCUACCUUUUGCUUCACGCGGUCCAGACAGCAUCUCUCGUUGAUGCGGCGCUGCGGCCGGCGCAUGCGGUCAAUGAUUAUGGCGUUCACCCGGAAAAGCUGCCACAGCCGAGCACGUCUGGGGUUGCGGGGAUCGAUGAGCGCAUUGAAUGUUAUAUAGGGGAGAGCGGCACCGAUACUGGCUGGAGAUACGCCCGUCGCGUGGCCUGUAGAUAAUGAUACCAUAGAGGGAGAAAAAAAUGCUGCAUUAUUUGAACAAACAUUAUUACAUC